GGACACUGUUUCGGAAACAUGGCAAUCCUUUUGUUUGUUGGAUGUUAAACCUUCUCUGCAUCUCGGUCUCAUCUUUGCCGCAUGCUCUGCAGCCCUUUCGAUGCGCAGCUCCUCAAUCUGACGUUUGUGCGCUCGUGUGACAGCGAGAAGUCGACUGAACAGUAGAUGGCUGAUAGAUUGUCUUUCUGGAGGUUGUUGCAUUAACUUCAGAAUUCCUGCAUUGGAGAUUUUGGGUUAUGUAUCAUUUCUCUUUGAUGAAGCUCUCAGAAUUACGAGAAUCACGACAAUGCUUUGAAGAGUAUCUGAAGAGGUCACUCGACCAUCUUGAGAAACACUGGCACUUUAGGUCAAGUUCGUGAGGCACGAUGAGGGAUGCCGUUACUAAGGGGAAGGAGAUGGGUGCACGGUAUGCUGGCUCACAGGAUCUCGUGCGUGUGUUCAACCGUGCCCUUGAGCUUCUAAGCAGCAAUGCUCUGGAGAGUGAUCAAGAGCUUCUGGAGCUUGUGAAGAAAUCAAAGCGCGAAGUGGAAAAAGAACCAUCCGCUCCUCCUAUUAAAAAACCACGUCGAGGAGCUUCAGAGGUUGGUGACUUCCAGGCCUUGGGGCAUCGCUCCAACUUGGCCAUAUUCACUGGUGACCAUGGAAGCGGGCAGUCCGGGUCUGGAAGCGAAGGCACGCCUGCGCAAUCCACAUCCGGAACCAGUGCUACCGUGGCGCAUGUGCAGGUUCGCCCAAUUCAAGUAAUACGGCAUCCUGGACGGGGAGGUGGAAGAGGCGAAAAACAGAAGCGGAGUAAGGGUACUAGGUAGGAUUGCUUUAUAUAAAAAACAGUAGGAGUUUCCUAUUUUGUGUGCUUCCUGGUGGAUGUUCUGAAACCUGCUUCUGGCUCAUCAAUAGAGAUGCUCAACUUGUAGAUAACAUUUCGCUGCAUUGUGCGGUUAAAACCUCAAAAAUGCUCAUGAAGACUGCAAGUCUCGACGAUACAAAUAUCGGUUUUUACAAAUGGCAUUCUACUUCUUAAAUUAUCCA
Molecule: messenger RNA, 1029 nt
Organism: Physcomitrium patens
Lineage: Eukaryota; Viridiplantae; Streptophyta; Bryopsida; Funariales; Funariaceae
Source: RefSeq, a predicted model, not a curated record